GGGCCGGCCUUCCAACAUCUGCCCAAUGAAUCAGGAGCGGAUGCGAUGUAUCCUUUUUCAGUGGCGUGAAUGGCCAAUGGGAGUGGGCUUGUGGAGCAAACACUGCGCGCUGCCUUCCCAUUCAUUCAGAGCAGAGGAGGCCCGCAGAGCCGCGCGCACCGUCUGACCCGCGGACGCACUUUUUUUUACCCACAUCUUCCUCCUCCUCCUCUUCCUCCUCUCCCUGAGCAGACCCGCCGGAGCACAGCCGCGGCUCGGAGGAACUCUUGGAUCUAUAUUUUUAUUUUUGAUUCUUGUUGCUGGUUUUUGUCUGCAGCAGCAGCAGCAGCAGCUCCUGGAGCUCCGUGGAUUUACAGAUCUGGGGACGCGCGCGCGUCAAAACCUGAAAAACCUCCAAAGGAAUAACCUCGAGUCUGGAUUAAUAAUCUGAACCAUGCUUUUCGCCGCAUAAUCUGCGCCARACUUUCCCUGUUCGGAUGGAGUUUUGUUGAACUUGUUGGAUGGAUUCGACACUGUGGAUGAUUGUGUUUAGGUUUUCCGAUGCACGUCCACGGUGACUGUCGGCAGUGGUGAUCCCCCCCCCAGAUGGAGCUCCAAAGUCAGCAUGGCCCCGGCGGUCCGUUGGUGGUGAUCCAGCAGCCGUCCCUGGAGCGGCGGCAGAGGCUGGAGCUGGAGCACGCCGCCAUCCUGUCCCUGGAGCAGAUCAAGGCCAUCCGCUCCAGCAACGAGUACACGGAGGGGCCCUCGGUGGCGCGGCGGCCUCCCGCGCCCCGCACGGCCCCCAGGCCCCAGGACAAGCAGGAGCGGACCCACGAGGUCAUCCUCGUCAACGUGAACAACAACUACGAGCGCCGGGUGCUGGGGCUCGGGGGCGGCGGGUCYCGUGCGCCCGGCCUCAGCCGGUCCACCAGCACGGGCAGCGCCGCCAGCUCGGGCARCAACAGCAGCGCCUCCUCCGAGAAGGGACUCCUGACCCGCUCCCYGCCCGCCAGAGCGGACCGGCCCGUCCGGACUCAACCGAAACCCAAAAGCCUGUCUCAGAUCCCCCCUCAGCCCCCGCCGGAGGCGCCGCUCAAGCCCCACCAGGGCAAAGCGGACUUCCCGGGCCCCGCCUCCGCCGGGCACCAGUUCAUCUGCGAGCGCUGCGGGAAGUGUAAGUGCGGCGAGUGCACGGCGCCGCGGAGCCUGCCCUCCUGCCUGGCCUGCAACGGCCAGUGCCUGUGCUCGGCGGAGAGCGCGCUGGAGCACGGCACGUGCAUGUGCCUGGUGAAGGGCCUCUUCUACCACUGCUCCAGCGACGACGACGAGGGCGACUCGUGCGCGGACCACCCCUGCUCGCUGUCGCGCUCCCACUGCUGCUCCCGCUUCCUGUGCAUGGGAUUAAUGUCGGUACUCUUCCCCUGCCUGCUGUGCUACCCGCCCGUCAAGGGCUGCCUGAAGGCGGGCCAGGGCUGCUACGACCGGGUCCGCAGGCCCGGCUGCCGCUGCAAGAACUCCAACACCGUUUACUGCAAACUGGAGAGCUGGGCCCAACAGAACCGGGACAAGCCCUCCUGAUUCUGCUUCUGCACAGGAGAAAAAAAUACAAAUCCAUGUUUAUGAAACAAUAAGCACCUCCCGCCUCGACCCUCUCUCCAGGCUGCAGAACAGUUCGGAGCUAAAGCGAAAGGAAAACCACUCGAUUCUUUUUAUUUUUAUUUCCCUUCUGGAUCAGGACCGUUUUUACAGACCAGUGUUUGCCUUAAUCCUGUCCUCAGCUCCUCAUUAACACUAUUUUUAUAUACAUGAAUAUAUAAAUGAGUUUUCUUCCGUUUUUUUCUUUGUUUUAGGCAGUUUUUCUGCCUCACACCAAAUCUGUGAAGGACGAUCUCUUCAGGCCGUGAUGUAGCUGUUACCUGGUGUUCMUAACAAGCAGGUUUCUUUCACUUUCUGGUUCUUCUGGUGUUUUUUUUUUUGUUUUGUUUUUUUUAACAAGAAGCCCGUUCAUCUCGUAGUAUUCUCCACUCGGAUAUGUUUCUCCUUCACGCUGUGGCAUUCUCCCUUUUUAUUUUAUUUUAUUUUGUGUAAACUUUAAGCUCCAUAAGAGGAAUUUUGGCUAUUUUUCAAAAAAAAAGAAAAGAAAAAAAAAUGUCUGUUAAAACAUUUUUUUGUUGUUGUAAAAAAAUAUUUAUUAUGUGAAGCUCUAUUAUUUUAUGAUAUUUAUUGCAAGAGACAGUCUUAAAAUUUACUCAUGUCUGAAUAUAACAAAAUAUCAAAUACUUACUGAAAAAAAAUUAAAGGGUGGCACAAAGAAAACUAUGUUAACUUUAAUGCAGAAAAAUAUAUUAAUUAAUGAAAAACAA
Molecule: messenger RNA, 2342 nt
Organism: Austrofundulus limnaeus
Lineage: Eukaryota; Metazoa; Chordata; Actinopteri; Cyprinodontiformes; Rivulidae
Gene: spry1
Product: sprouty homolog 1, antagonist of FGF signaling (Drosophila)
Exons: 2
Coding region: 586-1557 (323 amino acids)
Biological process (GO): animal organ development; negative regulation of Ras protein signal transduction; multicellular organism development
Cellular component (GO): membrane; cytosol
Source: RefSeq, a predicted model, not a curated record